AGGGUGGAGGGUGGGGGUGGCGGAACUAUGUCAUCCCACUCAAUGCAAGGGGUAUAUGCUCCUUUACCACAAUCUCUCAGUGAUUCUGACUCUGAAAAAGAAGGUACCAUGGGGCCAAUUCAUACAAAUGGCAUAAUAUCCAGUAACCACAAACUGAACAACUUUGCUUGCCGAAAAAAUGGACACAACCUAGGUUUAGGAUUCAAUAUUAAUGAUGAUGUGCAUCACAUCAAGCGAAUUACUCCUAAAAUGACAGCCUUACGCAAGACUGCUUUUGUAUUCUCUAUUCUGUUAUGUUUCUUGCCAAUAGUUAUUUUUCUAUGGAUCUUGCCAUGCUCCGAUUCUAAUACUUGCCCUAUGAGGAUCCCCAACUAUGAAACCAACCAGGAAGAUAUUGAAUUGCUAGGGACCAUAAAUUUAGUUCAUGGAGCAUUUGAGAACAACUGGAACUUUGCUCUGAUGUACAAAGGAAGCUUUAACAGUGAAAAAAGUUUGAAAAAUGGUAUAAUGUCCUUUGUGGGAACCAGUGGGAAUGUUGCCUGGUAUUUCCAACAGGAGAGUCAUCCCUUUGCCAUCAACUGUUCAAUUAUUGAUGUAGAUGGGAAUGGCUAUGAUGAUUGCCUAGUAGUGGAUGAAAAGAGUCUCAAAGCAAUCCAAACACAAUCAGGUGAAGCUCUGUGGCAUGCUCACAGUUCAGAGGAAGAAUUAAUACCUGAGCUGGACAUGCCUGUGAAAAUACCAGAUUUUGACAAUGAUGGAGUUAGUGACUUAUUGGCUGCCUACAGGAAAGAAACUUUCUUAGUUAUAUCAGGCAAAAGUGGAUUAGCCCUUUCAAAUAUUAGACUACCCUCAAGUUGUUCAUAUAUUUUCAAUUUGAGAAUGAGGCAACAUGAUGAACAUAUAAAAUAUGGCUGUAAAAAAUAUGAUGGUACAGAGGUCACAUUUGAAUUUACCCUUGAUGGUCUGAAAAAAAAGUAUAAAAAUCCUCAUGACAAGAUAGAACUAAAAGAAGUUAAGAAUGACAUAGCUCAAACUGUCUUGGAGACAGGUACCCACAAACUGAUUGUAGAAAACCAAAACCACUGUCCACAUUGUGAAGCCGUGAUAUCCCUAUACAACUCAAACAAUACAACAUUAGGCGUAUGGACAUUUCAAAAUGCAAUAGUAUUGACCCCUGUACCCUUUUCUCUACACCGGACCAAAGAAAAUACUUUAUCUCUGAAAGGUCACCUCAACGGCUUCAUUUUCAAGAUAUGGAAAUGGCAGGAAAAUUCUAGGAAGCUCUCUCCAGUUACCAAGGUGUACAAAAGAAGCAUACCUGUACAUAAUGAAACCUACCACUUGAAUGAGGUGUCCGAAAGGGUAGUUUUGAUCACUCUACGGGAAAAUGAUACACAAAUCGAAAACGUGAGCGUUACAGACAUCUAUUUGAUUUGUAAUGGUCCUGAACAUGAUAACUGUCAACCGGAUUAUAAAAAUCAACAAAAUUCCUUGCUGAUUGCAGAUUUAGAUCAUGAUGAUUCAUUGGAAUUGGUGAGUUAUCACAGUACUUAUUUGAGGAAGGAUGAAGAUGGGUAUGAAGCUUGGCACCUAGUUUCGAGAUUGAAGGUUUUCAGGUUGGAAAAUGAGUUACCGAAAUUAUUUGGCAAAAAUUGAAAUAUCAAUUAAUUUAUUAUCUAUAUUCUUCUAUAUGCUACAACCAAAGAUAUUGGACUGGGAUUUAAUAUUAAUUUGAUGCAGAUUGUGUCAAUUUUUCUGUGUAUGAAUUGAUAGAAUUUUUCAUUGUUAUUGUUGGAGGUAUUAUUAUUAUCAUUAUUGAGUGACAAGUAAUUCACUGUAGGUGAUUCAUGUGAUUUAAAUUAUAUUUAUUUAAAUUAAGAGUACAACCUUGACUAUUAGAAUAUAUUAUCUAUA
This is a messenger RNA of Phaedon cochleariae (mustard beetle), 1914 nucleotides long. The record is from the annotation of a GenBank genome assembly. Lineage: Eukaryota; Metazoa; Arthropoda; Insecta; Coleoptera; Chrysomelidae.